Molecule: messenger RNA, 1910 nt
Organism: Sphaerulina musiva SO2202
Lineage: Eukaryota; Fungi; Ascomycota; Dothideomycetes; Mycosphaerellales; Mycosphaerellaceae
Exons: 3
Coding region: 201-1664 (487 amino acids)
Biological process (GO): negative regulation of transcription by RNA polymerase II; rRNA processing
Cellular component (GO): nucleolus
Molecular function (GO): DNA binding
Source: RefSeq, a predicted model, not a curated record
CAAAAAUCGUCGCCCUAGAAACGUCAAAGUGUGAACGGAACCCCUGCCCUGGACCCUCAUCCCGCGUUUUUCAAAAUUGAAACCAACCAAAGACACGACACCAACCAACGCGUGAACGACAUCUCCUGACUGGCAUUAUUUGCUUAACCGCGUCCACUCUUAUAACCGCCCUCGGCUCUUCCCAACCGCUCGCGUCCACCAUGGUCUCGUUUAGCUGCGAAGGCUGCGGCGACGUCCUGACGAAGAAAAAGCUCUCGACGCACUACAAUCGAUGCUGGGCUCCCGUUACUUGCCUGGAUUGCAUGACAACAUUCGCAGACGGCGCUUUCCAAAGCCAUACGUCCUGUGUGAGCGAGGCGCAAAAGUACCAGGGAAAUCUCUACCGAGACAAGGACAACAACAAGGGCAAUAAGAGCAACAAGGGUGAGAAGCGCAAAUCCGUGAACGGAAACAGCCAGGCCAUGAUACCCAGAAGCGCAUACGUGGAAGAUGCGCAGGAGGGGGACGAGUCGAAUGCCGUAGCUGUGAUCGAUGUGCCUCCCCGAGCGCCGACUCCCCCACCUGCUCCUGAGUCUGCCGCUGAACUCGAGGGAAUCAACGUGUUUGACUUCUUGGUCAGCGAUGCGACGCCCAGAGCCGCCCAUCUAGGCGCACCAGACGAGCGGAAGAUGCUAGAACAGACCACCCCGUACGGCAAUGGCGGCGACUCACAAUACUCGCAAUAUUCGCAAUACUCGAAUGGAGAUGGCUCGCAAUACCUGAAAUAUGGCUUCUCUUACGGCAAUGCGCCUCUCCCCGCCACGAUGGAGCGCUACGAUUCUUACAACAACCUUACCGAGUCCCAGCAAUUUUUCACGACGCCUGCGAACAAGGAGCACAGGAAGCAGAAGAAGGACCGAGGCACAGUGGAAAAGAGCGACAAGAAGCGGAAGCGCAACGUGGAGGAAUUGGAUCUGUCAAGUGCGAAGAGACCGGUGUCUCGAGGCGAUCACAGCAUGCUUGAUGCGCCUCCCUCUACCGGAGGUCGGACCCUUCACUCGGGCUUGACGGGUGGUCUACAGCGUCUCGUCACGGACCCAGUGUACUAUGAGGACGAUCGCAUCGACGCAGGACCCACCCCCAUCAGCCCCAUCAAGCGAAGCAAACGCGAGAAAGAGCGCGACGAUCGCAAGAGCACCAAGGACGAACGUCGGAAAUCCUCACAUGUCUCAUAUGCGAGCACAAAGGAGCCCUCUGGUAAAGAGGAGAGAAACCAACGAUCGAGGAGUCCAGAAUACACGAGGCGGCAAGAGAAGCACGAACGCUCCGACAGACACGAGAAGCACCGCCGAAGCCAGCGCGACGACUCCAUGUCCUCGUUGGACCGCUCCCAUGCCAGCAGCCGAAGAAGCAAAGCGAUCGAGUAUCUCGAUCGGCCCAGUUCCGUUCAACCCGUUGCGAACAAUGCUGUCAUGUCGUAUAGCGACCGAGCGGAAAUGUUCUUAUCGUUUGUCAACAAAGGUCCAGAAAGCCAGCACGGCUUGUCCAUGAACAAGGUGCUGAAGCGAUAUCAUCGAGAGCGCGAUUUAUUACGCAGUGACGAGAAGGAGGAAGAAGACAAAGAGCUGUGGAAAUCUUUGCGUCUGCGACGCAAUUCUCGUGGAGAGAUUGUGCUGUUCAUGUAGCGAAGCUGGUGAACCUUGAAUGUUCUUCACGUAUGAGUAAGGUAAUGAAUGACUGUCUACCUCAAUGGACGAAUUUGUCUAUCCAGGAGGAACAACAGCACACGACAGCGUCCGGAUGUUUUGAUGAGUUUAUUGUUUUACGCUGAAGCGCGACAUGAUGAUCAGGGACGUAAGGUACUCUCGUAAUCUUUUUCAUUUAUUGCGGUAUUAGUACCUACCUUACCUUACCUUAUGGUACAAUGCAAC